CGCACAAGUAAACCUUACGAACGUACAAUCGGUGUGAGAAAUAGUUUGUUCAAGUUCAAUAAUUUUGAGAGAUGUGGAACCAGGCUUACCGGAAAGAUGACGUGGAGUCCGGCACUGCGCCGUUGUAUCCGGCGAUGUUGGAAAGUCCUGAACUCCGGUGGUCUUUUAUUCGAAAAGUGUACUCGAUUAUUUCUAUUCAGUUGCUUCUGACUAUUGCGGUCGCCUCUGUCGUCGUCACCGUUCAUCCGAUUUCACACUUCUUUGCAGCAACAAAUGCAGGCUUAGCACUUUAUAUUGUACUCAUCAUCACACCAUUUAUCACGUUAUGCCCGUUGUAUUACUAUCACCAGAAACAUCCGGUUAACUACUUGCUUCUUGGACUGUUCACGGUUUCUCUUGCCUUUACUAUCGGAUUGACUUGCGCAUUCACCAGCGGCAAAGUAAUUCUGGAGGCAGUCAUACUGACUACAGCGGUGGUGAUUAGUCUGACAUUAUACACCUUCUGGGCGGCUAAAAGAGGCCAAGAUUUCAACUUCCUGGGACCUUUCUUGUUUGGUGCUCUUAUUGUUCUUCUGUUGUUUUCCUUCAUCCAGAUUCUUUUCCCUCUGGGUAAGAUCUCAGUGAUGAUCUAUGGCUGUCUUGCGUCAAUCAUAUUCUGUGGAUACAUUGUCUAUGAUACAGACAAUCUAAUCAAGCGCUACACUUACGAUGAGUACAUCUGGGCUGCUAUAUCCUUGUAUCUUGACGUUAUCAAUUUGUUCCUCGCUCUAUUGUCCAUCUUCAGGGCUGCGGACAGUUGAAGAGUUAAAAGAGAGGAAUAGCUAUACUAAUUUCUCUCUUCACGUGUAUGUGUAUGCUGAUCAUUCGUUCUCUUUCCCUAGUUUCCCCCCUCUUUUGUUAUGGAUGGUUUGCUUAUUGAUAAUUGUAUAGACCGUUUUCUUAGUUAGAAAAACUAGAACUGUAUCGAUUUUGGCAAAUGAUUGGGUUUCCCUCUU
Messenger RNA from Solanum verrucosum, 995 nucleotides. RefSeq names its product protein LIFEGUARD 2. The record is from RefSeq and is a predicted model, not a curated record. Bases 72 to 800 code for a protein of 242 amino acids. NCBI's taxonomy places the organism in Eukaryota, Viridiplantae, Streptophyta, Magnoliopsida, Solanales, Solanaceae. Gene Ontology annotation, cellular component: membrane. The transcript is spliced from 4 exons.